Messenger RNA from Schistosoma spindalis, 546 nucleotides. Lineage: Eukaryota; Metazoa; Platyhelminthes; Trematoda; Strigeidida; Schistosomatidae. The record is from the annotation of a GenBank genome assembly.
AUGGGUGGGGUUUUUUCAAAUUUGUUCAGUCGUCUGUUUGGCAAAAAGGAAGUUCGUAUCCUGAUGGUUGGUCUGGAUGCUGCUGGCAAGACAACAAUAUUGUACAGGUUAAAACUUGGAGAAGUUGUUACGACUAUCCCUACAAUUGGAUUCAAUGUUGAAACUGUGGAAUAUAGAAAUAUCAGUUUUACGGUGUGGGAUGUCGGUGGUCAAGAUAAAAUACGUCCCUUAUGGAGACAUUAUUUCCAAAACACUCAAGGUUUAAUAUUCGUGGUUGACAGUAAUGACACUGAUCGCAUUGGGGAAGCAAAAGACGAGUUGUUCCGUAUGUUACAAGAGGACGAGUUACGAGAUACACUUCUUUUGGUCUUCGCAAACAAACAAGAUCUACCAAAUGCUUUAAAGCCUACUGAGCUUACAGAUAAAUUAGGACUACAUCAAUUACGAAACCGUACAUGGUAUAUUCAAGGAACAUGUGCCACAAACAGUUCUGGUUUGUUUGAGGGUUUGGAUUGGCUCUGUCAAAACUUAGGUGGCAAGAAUUAA